AUGGGUCUCUUAGCUCUGGGAACUGCCCUCGACUGGCCCGAUGCCAAAAAGCGUGCCCCUCAAGUGAGAGAAUGGGGUAUCAAGCAACUGUUGGAGAUAUGGAACAAAGCCAAGGGCAAGGAACGGGACGCUCUUCUGUGGGGUGACGAGGUCGAGUAUCUUGUUGUGGUGUACUCCGAGGACAACCAGCGAGUGCUGCUGUCUCUCCGUCAAGCACAGAUCCUGGAGGCCCUAGCCGCCGAUAAAGACCUCAAGAAGCAAGGCGGUUGUGUCCCAGAACUUGAAGAGGCGACCGGCACAGCCGACACGAAGAAGACGGAACGGACUAUUCCUGUUUUCCACCCCGAGUUCGGGCGUUUUAUGCUGGAAGCUACUCCGGGUAAGCCCUGGGGUAUCGGCUUCAAGGAGCUUCUCGAUGUUGAACCGGACAUGAAGCUGCGAAGGAAGAUUGCCAAGGAGCACAUGCUCUCAACAGAGUAUCCCAUCACCCUCACAACUUAUCCUCAGAUUGGUGUUCCUGGACAGUUUACCGACCCUUACUUCCCACCAUCAGGAUCCCGUCUUCGCUCUCAAUUUGUCCCGGAUGAGAUCGCCAAUCCUCAUAUCAGAUUCCCGACCCUAGCAGCCAACAUUCGCUCACGACGAGGCCGCAAGGUUCAGGUCAACGUCCCCAUCUUUCACGAUAAGAACACACCGAAACCCUGGAAGGAUCCCACUGUAAACUUCGACAAGCACGACUGGCCUGAGGACGACGAUGUGCGAAACGGGGCAGCCCCUGAUGACUUUAUCCAUAUGGACGCUAUGGCUUUUGGAAUGGGCAGCUGCUGUCUCCAGAUCACUUUCCAGGCCAAGAACAUCACUGAAGGACGAAUGCUUUACGACCAGCUGAGCCCACUUGGUCCCAUUAUGCUGGCUUUGACCGCUGCGACACCUGUGUAUAAGGGGUUCCUUGCCAAUACAGAUGUGCGGUGGAACCAGAUUAGCCGCUCUGUUGACUGCAGAACACCACAAGAGCUGGGAGAAGAGCCUCUUACAGAAGGUGUCAGGAGAAUACCAAAGUCGCGGUAUGCAUCUAACUCGACAUAUAUCGCUAUAGACCCGCGGUUGAGAAACGAGUAUCUCGACCCUGAUCUGGUAUACGACUCCGACAUCAAGCGGCAACUCCUCGAGGGCGGCAUGGACGACCGCUUGGCCACCCACUUCGCUCAUCUCUUCAUCCGUGACCCUAUUGUCGUUUUUGAGGAGGAUCUCCAGGAGUUGGAUCUCACCAAGACCGACCACUUCGAGAACAUCCAGUCAACCAACUGGCAGCACAUGCGUUUCAAGCCCCCGCCUGCUGACAACAGCAUCGGCUGGCGAGUCGAGUUUCGUUCGAUGGAAAUUCAGAUCACAGAUUUCGAGAACGCCGCCUUCUCUGUGUUCAUGGUCCUGGUCACCCGUGCUAUCCUCUCCUUUGAUCUGAACUUCUAUAUCCCUAUCAAGAAGGUAGAUGAGAACAUGGAGCGCGCGCACGAGGUGGACGCCGUCUUGAAGGAGAAGUUUUACUUCAGGCGCAACCCUUUCCCUAGCCGUCCCUCCAGAGCAAACACCACAUUCGGCGACGAUAGCCGACCUGGGUCAGCUCACCCUAGUCGACCAGCAUCCCCUGGCGGCCCCGUAGAGCACGAGUUCGAGGAGAUGACCGUCAACGAUAUUAUCAACGGCUCAGAAUCAGGCGAAUUCCCUGGACUCAUUCCCAUUGUCGAGAGCUACCUUGAUAGUGUCAACGUCGACGUCUCGACCAGAUGCCACCUGUCCACAUACCUCGACCUGAUUUCCAAGCGAGCAAGCGGAGAACUCGACACCACAGCACGAUGGAUCCGCAACUUUAUUAAUGUGCACCCCAAUUACAAGCACGACAGCGUGGUCAGCGACGAGAUCAACCACGACCUUAUCGGCGCCGUGAUUGCCAUUGGUGAGCGAGAGACAGCCGGCCGUGACUUUGCAGGUCUCGGCAUCCACGGUCUGGAACGGUUGCUCAACGGUUUCCGUGGAGGUUGCGGCGGCAGCAGCAACGGCAGCUCGAAUAAGACCCCCAACGGAAACUCACACGCGGCAGAGACGGAAGCAGUUAACGGCUCCCUUAAGCGGAAGAGCGAGUGGAUUGAUGGCCAGGAGGUGAUGGCAUCGUGA
Fusarium coffeatum is the source of this 2172-nucleotide messenger RNA. RefSeq lists its product as uncharacterized. The transcript has 6 exons. Gene Ontology annotation, molecular function: glutamate-cysteine ligase activity. Gene Ontology annotation, biological process: glutathione biosynthetic process. Lineage: Eukaryota; Fungi; Ascomycota; Sordariomycetes; Hypocreales; Nectriaceae. Gene Ontology annotation, cellular component: glutamate-cysteine ligase complex. The coding region runs from base 1 to 2172 and encodes 723 amino acids. The record is from RefSeq and is a predicted model, not a curated record.